GUUUCCCCGCCAAAUCUGCUUGGAAGUUGAAAACAUAAACAAACACACGUGAGCCGGCUGUCCGACGGCCCAAAAUGAGUUUCCCCGAGUUCAAGACGAAAAUCGAGCGCGGGGACACGGUCAUCCUCUACCUGUCGGUGACCUCCAUCUUCCCGCUUCAGGUGGAGCCCAAGAUGACGAACAAGAAGGGCAAUUUGGUUGACAACAUUUUCCAGACAGUUUACGGCGCGCUGCGGGUGUCCGAGCUCGAGGGCCAGCGGUACGGCACCAAGGUGGCCCUGUCCAAGGGCUGGGCCCUGGUGCUGGCGCCCACCUGCGACCUUUGGACGCAGUGCCUGCCGCACCGGACGCAAAUUCUGUACACUCCAGACAUUUCCCUCAUCGUCGCUCAACUCGAACUGCGUCCCGGCUGCAAGGUCGUCGAAGCAGGCACGGGAAGCGGGUCUCUGUCCCACUCGAUCCUGCGGACGGUGAAGCCGGACGGAGAGCUGCACACGUUCGACUUCCACGAGGGCCGCGCCGACGCCGCCCGGCAGGAGUUUGCCCUGCAUGGCUACAAGGAGCCGCUCGUCAGGGUGGCGCACAGAGACGUCUGCGCCCUGGGCUUCGACCCUGUCGACGCCGCGUCGGUCGACGCCGUUUUCCUCGACCUGCCGUGUCCCUGGGACGCCAUCGGACACGCCAGAAAGGCUCUUCGUCCAGGUGGAAGGAUAGCUAUAUUUUCUCCGUGCGUGGAGCAGGUGGUGCGGACGAAGGAGGCGCUUUUAAAAAACGAUUUUUUCGAGACGGAGACAAUCGAGUGCCUCUGCAAGGAGCUCAGCGUCCAGUACAGGACGCACGGCAAGCUCAAUCUGGCUGGAAGUGAGGAGCAAGAGCGGUACCUGACGAGCCUACCCUGCGCCUCGAUCCCUGGCCACUCGGGCUUCCUGACAUUCGCCACCUUGAAACCCUGGGCAACCCCUUGUUGAUUUUUAAUUUUUAUCUUGUAAAGAAUAAAUUCAAAUUUUGACGUCGAAUUAAAUUUUGUAUUCACAGUAA
Messenger RNA from Cloeon dipterum, 1038 nucleotides. It is a transcript of the gene Trmt61, whose product is annotated as tRNA methyltransferase 61. Gene Ontology annotation, cellular component: nucleus; tRNA (m1A) methyltransferase complex. The record is from RefSeq and is a predicted model, not a curated record. Bases 75 to 968 code for a protein of 297 amino acids. Lineage: Eukaryota; Metazoa; Arthropoda; Insecta; Ephemeroptera; Baetidae. Gene Ontology annotation, molecular function: tRNA (adenine(58)-N1)-methyltransferase activity. The transcript has 5 exons. Gene Ontology annotation, biological process: tRNA methylation.